Messenger RNA from Dictyostelium discoideum AX4, 1194 nucleotides. RefSeq lists its product as hypothetical. Gene Ontology annotation, biological process: potassium ion homeostasis. The record is from RefSeq and is a predicted model, not a curated record. The transcript has 3 exons. Lineage: Eukaryota; Evosea; Eumycetozoa; Dictyosteliales; Dictyosteliaceae. The coding region runs from base 1 to 1194 and encodes 397 amino acids. Gene Ontology annotation, cellular component: membrane.
AUGGAGAAACUUAAUGAACCACUCUUAGGAGGAUCAGAUCCAAAAAGACAACAUCCAUUAUUAAAUUCUGCAAUUCUCGGAGCUGCAAUGUUUUUCAUUUUAUUAUUAAAUUAUUAUAACCAAUAUUAUAUAUCAAAUAUUCAAGCAUUUUUUAUAAAUUCUCUUUCUUUUGUUGCUAUAUUAAUAUCAUCUUUAUUAAUUACAAAACUCCGUGAAAAAAUUUCAAUUUUAAUUUCAACUUUAAUCCUUUUCUUUAUAUUUAUAAUUAAUGUUAAUUUACCCUCCAUUUCAGUUAUUUCAUAUAUAAUUCAACCAUUUGCAAAUAAUUUAUUAUGGAUUGCAGCAGGUACUUAUAUUAUGACAAUUUCAGAUAAAUGCAACAUUGGUCAAAACUUUGGUUUGUUUUUCUUUGUAACAUCAUUUUUAAAUGGAUUAUUUUCAGUAUCAACAACAAAUUUUUAUAAUAUUUCUCAAUUCAUUUAUAUUGUAUUUAUGGCGAUAGCAGUGGUUUUAAUUUUAUUAUUAAAGAAUCCAUGUUGUGAACAAAAUGAAAAUAUUACAGUUGCUGGAUCUGAUCCUCAUUCAUUUUUAAAUGCAAUUGCAUAUCCAAUGAGUCUUUGGUCCGAUAAGAAAUUUUUAUAUUUAGUCCCUGCCAUUGCCCUUUUAGGAAUUGUCUCUUUAUUAUUUCCAAUUGGUUUGUUGGCCACAACAUUAAAUCCCUUUGCAUACACUCAGAAUGUAAGUGGAGCAUUUUAUUUCUUGGGUGCUGUAGCCUCACUUUUUUUUGGUUUCCUAUUCGACAGAUUUGAAAAGAAAUAUUUAUUAUAUGCAAUUGCUACCUUUGGUGCAAUUGGCGCAGCUUUGAAUAUCGGUUUUUCAAAUACAACAUGUUGUACACAAGGUCAAGUAAAUUUGGCUUAUGCUUCCCUUAUAUUUAACACAAUCGCUCAAUAUGGUCUUAAAGUUUUGGUUUUUUCACUUUUAGGUUCGAUUUAUCUUGAUUGUAGAUCAUUAUCUGCAAAUGUUUGCUACCAAUUAUUAUCAACUUCUGCCUUUUUAAUUGUUUAUUUAAUUUUCUAUUAUGUAUCUUUUACUGCAUGUUUCUACAUUUACUUUUUAAUUUUAAUCCUAGCAUGUAUUGGAAUUUUCAAAUUUUUAUCUUCAAAUGAUGAUCAAGAACAACUAAUUGUUUAG